Puma concolor (puma) is the source of this 996-nucleotide messenger RNA. It is a transcript of the gene FBLL1, whose product is annotated as fibrillarin like rRNA 2'-O-methyltransferase 1. Lineage: Eukaryota; Metazoa; Chordata; Mammalia; Carnivora; Felidae. Gene Ontology annotation, molecular function: RNA binding; histone H2AQ104 methyltransferase activity; rRNA methyltransferase activity. Gene Ontology annotation, biological process: rRNA methylation; box C/D sno(s)RNA 3'-end processing. Gene Ontology annotation, cellular component: Cajal body; nucleolus; small-subunit processome. The record is from RefSeq and is a predicted model, not a curated record.
AUGAAGUCUGCCUCAAGUUCCCGCGGCGGUGGGUCCGGUGGGCGUGGUGGUGGCGGCUGGGGUGGUGGCUGGGGCGGGGGUCGAGGCGGAGGAGGCAAAGGAGGAGGAGGGGAUGGCGGCCCCGGAGGCAAAGGCGGCUUCGGGGCGCGGUCGCGUGGCUUCGGGGGCGGAGGCCGGGGGCGGGGUCGCGGAGGCGGGGACAGCAGGGACCGUGGUGGCAGCGGGCAGCGGCGUGGCGGCGUGGCCAGGAGCAAAAACCGCCGGCGGAAGGGCGCCAAUGCCGUGACGGUGGAGCCACACAGGCAUGAGGGUGUCUUCAUCUACCGCGGAGCGGAGGACGCGCUGGUAACGCUGAAUAUGGUGCCGGGCCACUCGGUGUACGGCGAACGGCGCAUCACAGUGACUGAGGGCGGCGUGAAGCAGGAAUACCGCACAUGGAACCCCUUCCGCUCCAAACUGGCAGCCGCAAUCCUGGGCGGGGUCGACCAGAUCCACAUCAAGCCCAAGUCCAAAGUGCUGUACCUGGGUGCUGCCUCGGGGACCACGGUGUCUCACGUCUCUGACAUCAUCGGCCCCGAUGGCCUUGUGUAUGCGGUUGAGUUCUCCCACCGCGCUGGCCGCGAUCUGGUUAAUGUGGCCAAGCAGCGAACCAACAUCAUCCCAGUUCUCGAAGAUGCCCGGCAUCCACUCAAGUACCGCAUGCUCAUAGGAAUGGUGGAUGUGAUCUUUGCCGAUGUGGCCCAGCCUGACCAGUCCCGCAUAGUGGCUCUGAAUGCCCACACCUUCCUGCGCAACGGGGGCCACUUCCUUAUUUCCAUUAAGGCCAAUUGCAUCGACUCCACUGCAUCUGCUGAGGCGGUGUUUGCUUCAGAGGUGAGGAAGUUGCAGCAGGAGAACUUAAAGCCUCAAGAGCAACUGACCCUGGAGCCCUAUGAGAGGGACCACGCUGUAGUCGUCGGGGUCUACCGGCCCCUUCCCAAGGGCAGCAGCAAGUAG